UUGCAAAUCUGACAUUAGUUUGACGUCUUAAAUUAUGAACCGCAAAAUAUACUUAAUGUAAACGGAAUAAACGAUGAUAACACAAAUGAGAUCAGGGGUAACGGUACUCACUGGUCGCGAUCUAUUUCGAUUUUCUAUAUUUUGUGUACGGACCAUGGCGAUCAGACUGUUUGAAGAGAAGGACCACGCUCAGCUGUACUCAAAAUACAGACCGACCUAUCCGGAUAGCGUGUACGAAACAAUCAUGCGCUUCUAUGGACACGGAAAAGAGGACGCUGGUGAUUACACUCUGGCUGUCGACGUUGGGUGUGGAAACGGUCAGAGUUCAUUCCCACUUGUUAAACACUUCAGUCGGGUAAUUGGAUGUGACGUCAGCAAGGAGCAAAUCAAAUCAGCGGUUAAACAUGAAAAAUUGACCUACACAGUUUGCUCAGGUGAAAAUUUAAGUUUCCUACAAGAUGGCUCUGUAGAUCUAUUGACAAUAGCGCAAGCACUUCACUGGCUCGACAGGGAGACAUUUUUUAAGGAGGUUAUACGUGUUUUAAAACCAGGCGGUGUUUUUGCUGGAUAUGGCUACGGCAAUAAUAUUCUGAAUAAUGAGGAUGCUAACAAUAUUGUUAAAAAGUUUUAUAGUUUUACCCUUGGCAAGUACUGGGAUAAGCAGAGAUCCCACAUAGACAACAUGUACAUGGACAUCAAAUUGCCGUUUCAUGAGCAACAAAGGAUUGAGGAUGAGCGAGUAUCAAUCCGACGCACCAUGCCUGUUGAUGCUUACAUUGGGUACGUCUCCACAUGGUCCGCAUGGCAAUCACUGCUGAGAGCAAUUCCAGGGUCCACUGAACUGGGCAAAGUGCAGGAAGGCUUGAAAGAAAUAUACAUGGAUCGAGAGAUGAGCAUAUACUGGCCAGGAUUCCUUCUGCUGGGGAGAAGAUGACCAUGAGACAUGAACUAGAAAAUGGUCUCAUCUUAGUUUGAAGACUAUCCUUAGUAUCCCAUGUUAAAGCCCAACCCACAUAGACAUGUUGUUUAAAAAACUUUGCAAAAAUAACCGCAAAAGGGUCAAAAUAAGGGAAAGGUAUGCCCUGAAGGCUUACAGCGGCUCAACUGUGUUUAUGAUAUGUUAUAUUAUGCUAAAGUCAAAAUAUGUUUGAACCCAAAUGAUGAAGUUUUUAAUUCUGUAUGAAUAUCAUUGAAGAUGAAAAAAUCUGACUAAGUUCCAUGCAGAUUUUGCAAGAAAAUAAAUAUAAUGUUUUAGCAAAUGUUUUCUUUAAUUUAACAUGGGGAGCUAGUUGUGACCCAUAAUGAUUGAUGUUACCCAACAGAGCUGUUUUGAUUAACAAGUUAUGGCCUUUAGCAGGAUGUGGGAAGAACCACAACAAGUGUUCUGUCAAAGCAAACAAUAUCUUUGGAGGUAUAUAUGACUAGGAUUUUAGCAUGUUUCAAUUUUAUUCUUGUUUUUUUGUUUUGUUCUUCAAAAAAAAUAUCAUUGAUCACACAAAGAAAAAAAAACUUUCAUGCAAUUACUUUUGCAAGUUGUGUUCAUAUCACCUUUCUUUGAUAUUAAAUUUUGUUAACUGAAA
Molecule: messenger RNA, 1580 nt
Organism: Dreissena polymorpha
Lineage: Eukaryota; Metazoa; Mollusca; Bivalvia; Myida; Dreissenidae
Product: putative methyltransferase DDB_G0268948
Exons: 4
Coding region: 74-934 (286 amino acids)
Molecular function (GO): S-adenosylmethionine-dependent methyltransferase activity
Source: RefSeq, a predicted model, not a curated record